Molecule: messenger RNA, 2470 nt
Organism: Dendroctonus ponderosae (mountain pine beetle)
Lineage: Eukaryota; Metazoa; Arthropoda; Insecta; Coleoptera; Curculionidae
Gene: Mcm5
Product: DNA replication licensing factor Mcm5
Exons: 11
Coding region: 113-2320 (735 amino acids)
Biological process (GO): DNA replication initiation; double-strand break repair via break-induced replication; DNA replication
Cellular component (GO): MCM complex; nucleus
Molecular function (GO): ATP binding; 3'-5' DNA helicase activity; ATP hydrolysis activity
Source: RefSeq, a predicted model, not a curated record
ACCUUAAUAUAGUUGUCAAAACAACCGCCAUUCAUAUUUCUCCCGCCAAGUAGUUUCUGUAUUUCUGCGGAAGAAAGUUGUUGAUAUUGAAGAACUUUGAAGAAAAUUAGCAAUGGAAGGUUUCGAUAAUCAGCAAGUAUUUUUCAGCUCAAGCUUUCCCACAGAAAGUGAGCAUGGCGAGAGCAAUACCGCAAACAUCAACUUGCUGGCAGUCAAAAACAAGUUCAAAAACUUUAUUCGUCAGUUUCACACUGAGAAUUUCAACUACAAAUACCGAGACACCCUGAAACGGAACUACAACCUUUGCCAGUACUAUCUCGAUGUUAACAUUGAAGAUGUGGGCAGUUUCGACGAAACCUUGGCGGAUAAAUUGUACAAACAACCCACGGAACACUUGCAGAUCUUCGAGGAGGCUGCCACCGAUGUGGCAGAUGAGUUGACUGCCCCUAGACCCGAGGGCGAGGAGAAAGUUCAAGAUAUCCAGAUCACUUUCAGUUCUGAUGCCAAUGCCACUAAUUUGAGAGCCUUAAAAUCAGAGGUUGUAUCGCGUCUGGUCAAGAUCCCAGGAAUAAUUUUGAGUGCGUCCGGCAUCAAAGCCAAAGCCACCAAGAUUUCCAUCCAGUGUCGCAGCUGCAGCAAUGUGAUCCCCAACCUGUCGGUGAAACCGGGUCUUGAGGGGUAUGUGAUGCCUCGAAAGUGUGCCACCGAACAGGCCGGCCGCCCGAAAUGCUCGAUCGAUCCAUACUUCAUUAUGCCCGACAAGUGCAAGCUGGUCGAUUUUCAAAUACUGAAGCUCCAGGAACUUUCCGAUGGACUGCCACAAGGGGAAAUUCCCAAGCAUAUGCUGCUUUACUGCGAUCGGUACUUGUGCGACCAAGUCAUUCCCGGCAACAGAGUAUUCAUCCUGGGGGUCUACUCCAUUAAGAAAGUAGCGAGACCGUCAAGGCGGGAAGGCAAUGAACGAGCCAUCACUGGAGUCCGAGCAGCCUACAUGCGGGUGGUGGGCAUGCAACUAGACUCUGAGGGCAUCGGGGCGCCGGGCCUGGGCACUGUCACCUCUGAAGACGAAGAUCUCUUCAGAAGAAUGGCUGCGAUGCCGGACAUUUACAACCGCAUUGCGACCAGCAUCGCUCCAUCGAUCUACGGCUCGGAAGACAUUAAAAAGGCAGUGGCCUGCUUGUUGUUCGGAGGCUCCAGGAAGCGAUUGCCAGACGGCUUGACACGCCGAGGGGACAUCAACGUGUUGCUUCUGGGUGACCCGGGAACUGCAAAGUCCCAACUAUUAAAAUUCGCCGCUCAAGUGGCCCCAAUCGCUGUCUAUACGUCGGGAAAAGGCAGUUCUGCAGCUGGUCUCACAGCCUCAGUGAUCCGGGACCCAGCCAGUCGGAAUUUCAUCAUGGAGGGCGGCGCUAUGGUGUUGGCGGACGGCGGUGUGGUAUGCAUUGAUGAAUUUGACAAAAUGCGAGAGGACGAUCGAGUUGCAAUUCACGAAGCCAUGGAACAACAGACCAUCUCCAUUGCCAAAGCGGGAAUAACCACAACGCUGAACUCUAGGUGUUCGGUGUUUGCUGCCGCCAACAGCACUUUUGGCCGAUGGGACGAUGCAAAGGGGGACAAAAACAUCGACUUCAUGCCCACAAUCCUGUCCAGAUUUGAUAUGAUCUUCAUUGUGAAAGAUGAGCACGACCAAGCAAGGGACACGACUGUAGCCAAGCAUGUGAUCAACAUCCACAUGAACGCCGGUCAAAUAACGGCCGAACCGAAAGAAGGCGAGUUAUCAAUGGAGUUUCUAAAGAAGUACAUCAACUAUUGCAGGACGCGGUGUGGGCCUCGCCUGAACACUGAAGCGGGCGAACUGUUGAAGAGGAGAUACGUGUUGAUGCGGUCGGAAGCCAACAGGCACGAAAAAGCAGCAGAUCAGAAGAACUCGAUUCCCAUCACAGUGCGCCAAUUGGAGGCCGUCGUUCGCAUGUCCGAGUCAUUGGCCAAAAUGCAACUGUUGCCUUUUGCGACCGUCAGUCACGUGGAGGAGUCUCUUCGUUUGUUCCAAGUGUCCACUUUAGCCGCGGCUGUCAGUGGGUCACUGUCCUGUGCUGAAGGAUUCACGACCGAAGCCGACCAGGACAUGUUGAACCAAGUGGAGAAGCAACUAAAGCGUCGAUUCGCCAUUGGAACGCAGGUAUCUCAGCACACCAUUAUCGAUGAUUUUGUGCAACAGGGGUACAGCGAAAGAGCGCUACUCCGCGUCAUGCAAGCCAUGAUUCGCAGGGGCCAAAUCCAGUACAGAAUGCAGAGGCGGAUGUUGUACCGCAUCAAGUAGGGCAUUCUAGGAGGUUCUUGAACCGCCUACAGUUUUUUGUUCGAAAUUUGCCUACAGAAUUUUUGAUUAGGUUUGCUGUAUCAGCAUUUUUUCUACUUGGCGUUUUGGUUACUUACUGCGAAUAGAUCACGUUUAAUGUGAAAUAACAAA